AUGGUUGCCCUCUCAGCUUUGGCCCAUCUAAUCAACGCCACAAGCAUUUCCAUCGCGAAUGCCCCCCAACCUUCUUCUACAUCCAGCCAACCUACAGACAAUCCCGCUGCUACACUCCUUUCACGAAAUAUCAUACCAUCAGGCUGUUACGAAACAGUCGGAGUCGGCUGGGGUGAUUUUCGUGUUAACCGAACCAUCAAUAAAUGUUACCCCUACUUGGAACCUACCUGUGAGAGAAUCGCCAAAGCUACGCUAUCAAAGUGGAUGGAUUUCUGUGCUCAAUGGGACUCGACAGGCAAUAACGUGGUGAAGACCUGUCAGUGGAAAAAGAACAAACCAUACAGCCUUUACAAGGACGCCCCGAAGGAUGACGAUCGUCGAAACAUGCCCUAUCGCGUGCCAGGACCUCUGAGGUGUUGCCCACCGCCGUACGAAGGGGUAGACGUGUCGGAAUACGACAUGUCAAAUAGUCUGUGUAGGAUGUGGAGGGUCGAAAAUGACGGGGAGUACCGUUAUUACUCCCAAAAUUUCCCCUUGUAUGGGAUCUUCGACGAAGAAUACAACUACGAAAACAUGAACAUAUGGUCCUACGACCCUGAGACGCACACUUCCGAUAACAUCUCCCUCUUGGAUGAAAAAGCGAAAGAAGAUCUCAAGACGGAUUACUCCCCCUUGACCUUAAAAGAACUCAUCGAGGAGGAGAAGGAGGAAGAGGAGAAGAAAAAGAAGCCUCAACAUCUCUCGCCGUUCUACUGA
Messenger RNA from Fonsecaea multimorphosa CBS 102226, 756 nucleotides. RefSeq lists its product as uncharacterized. Lineage: Eukaryota; Fungi; Ascomycota; Eurotiomycetes; Chaetothyriales; Herpotrichiellaceae. The transcript has a single exon. Bases 1 to 756 code for a protein of 251 amino acids. The record is from RefSeq and is a predicted model, not a curated record.